Molecule: messenger RNA, 8584 nt
Organism: Pipra filicauda (Wire-tailed manakin)
Lineage: Eukaryota; Metazoa; Chordata; Aves; Passeriformes; Pipridae
Gene: TCF3
Product: transcription factor 3
Exons: 20
Coding region: 213-2234 (673 amino acids)
Biological process (GO): regulation of transcription by RNA polymerase II
Cellular component (GO): transcription regulator complex
Molecular function (GO): protein dimerization activity; DNA-binding transcription factor activity, RNA polymerase II-specific; RNA polymerase II cis-regulatory region sequence-specific DNA binding
Source: RefSeq, a predicted model, not a curated record
GCCGCCCGGUGCGGGGCGAUCGCGCCGCUUUUCUCGCUACAUUGUAUCCGCCGGCGGCGGAGAACAAUAGGCGCCGCCGCCGCCGCCCCCCGGCCCUGGGCGCCGCGGCCGCCCCCGCCCCCGCCGCGACCCCCGCGACCCUUCAUGCGCUUCCCCUGCCCCCGGGCGCGCCGGGCCUGGAACAGGACUGCCACUGUUGAGUCUGUGGGAAUAUGAAUCAGCAGCAGCAGAGAAUGGCUGCAGUUGGGACAGACAAAGAGCUCAGUGACCUGCUGGACUUCAGUAUGAUGUUUCCCCUGCCAGUGGCUAAUGGAAAAAACAGACCCACGACCCUAGCGAGCACUCAGUUUGGAGGAUCAGGCUUGGAUGAAAGACCGGGAUCAGGUUCCUGGGGAACGGGAGAUCAAAACAGCUCCGCGUUUGACCAAGGAAGGAGCUAUGGCGAAGGCCCCCACUACGGCGAGCACCGGGACAUGCCCUCCCACAACAGCAUCUCCUCGUCACCCUUCCUGGGAGCGGGACUCGUGGGGAAGAGCAGUGACAGAGCCUCGUACUCCACGUUUGGAAGAGACACAGGGAUGCCAGGACUAAACCAGGCCGGGUUCCUGCCCAGCGAGAUGGGAAUCGCCAGCCCGAGCACACUUUCCCCCACGGGGGGCAAAGGAGGGUCCCAGUAUUUCUCUUACCCCAACAAUCCUCGCAGGAGAGGUGCUGAGAGCAGCAUUGAUGGACAGCCCAAAAAGGUUCGGAAGGUGCCUCCUGGACUCCCCUCCUCGGUGUAUCCAUCCAACUCAGGUGAUGACUACAGCAGGGAUCCAGCUGGAUAUACUCCCUCAAAACCUCCCAGCACUGUGUAUCCUGGAGCCUUUUAUAUGGCAGAUGGACUCCAUAACUCGCCAGACCUGUGGAGUUCCCCGGGUGCCAUGAGCCAGUCGAGUUACGGUGCCAUGCUGGGCAGCUCCUCCUCCCCACUCCCACAGUCCAGUGGCUUCAACAGUUUACACCAGCACGAACGCAUGAACUACCAGCUGCAUUCCGGAGAGGUGAACGGGGGACUCCCCUCCGUGUCCGGCUUUUCCUCGGCCUCCACGCCCUACGGAGUGUCCAGUCACACGCCCCCGAUCAGCGGCACAGACAAUAUGAUGGGUAACAGAGGAACCACAGCCGGGAGCUCCGGAGACGCGCUCGGGAAGGCACUGGCCUCGAUUUACUCCCCUGAUCACUCUAGCAAUAACUUCUCCUCAAACCCCUCCACACCGGUCGGCUCCCCGCAGGGGCUUGCAGGCACGUCGCAGUGGCCGCGGGCGAGCGGAGCGGGUGCCUUAUCUCCCAGCUACGAAGGGAGCCUCCACACUUUGCAAAACAAAAUGGAAGACAGGUUGGACGAAGCCAUCCACGUGCUGAGGAACCACGCCGUGGGCCAGACCGCUGCCAUGCCCAGCAACCACGGGGACAUGCACGGGCUCCUGGGCUCAGCACCACCCCACAGUGCCGCCGUGGGCAGCCUGGGCCAGGCCUUCCCUGCCUCGGUCAUGGCCCUGGGCAACAGGCACCCGAGCCUGGUGGGAGGAGGUCACCCCGAAGACGGCUUGUCCAGCAACCCCAGCUUGCUCCACAACCACGUCACACUUCCAUCCCAGCCCAGCUCACUCCCCGACCUCAGCAGGCAGCAGGACACGUACAGCGCAGGUUUGUCCGGGGGGCUGGGCCGGAGCAGCGUCUCCUCGGGAACGAGCGAAAUAAAGAGGGAAGAGAAGGAGGACGAAGAGAACACAUCAGUGGCAGAUAACUCAGAGGAGGAGAAGAAGGAGCUGAAACCCUCUCGGAACAGAACAAGGUGCUCUUUGAACAGUCAAGAUGAGGAUGAGGAGGACGAUCUUCUUCCCCCAGAGCAAAAAGCCGAGAGAGAGAGAGAAAGGAGGGUCGCCAAUAAUGCCCGUGAGCGCCUGCGGGUCCGGGACAUCAACGAGGCCUUUAAAGAGCUCGGACGCAUGUGCCAACUGCACCUAAACAGCGAAAAACCGCAGACCAAACUGCUAAUCCUACACCAGGCCGUAUCAGUCAUACUGAACCUGGAGCAACAAGUUAGAGAGCGCAACCUGAACCCUAAAGCAGCCUGCUUGAAGCGUCGGGAAGAGGAGAAAGUGUCCGGAGUGGUAGGAGACCCCCAGAUGACACUUUCAGCUUCACAUCCUGGUCUAGGAGACGGUCACAACCCUGUUGGACACAUGUAAAGUUGUAGGUCUCCCUGUUCCUCUGGAUACAGAGAUCUGUAGGAAGAAAGCCCUCGGUGUGACCUGCAACCUUCUUGAACCAUGGACUGUAGUACUGCUCAUACUGACACACGCAGACGGAUCCUGGUGUGACGUAAGGGGUGGAAAAAAACACUUUUUGUCAAAAACAGAACGAAAACAAAAAAAUUGCCUUAAGUAUAAAGUGCAGAACAGUCAAUACAUAUCACUCAGUUAGGAGGGGGUGGCGUGUUCUCUUGGCUUGUUCACAAGCAGCCAGCAGCAAAAUUGUGCCUAAGCUUGAUAUUUCUUUUUUAAAAAAAAAGAACAUUAGUUAUGAGAUUUUUUAUGUAGAACAAAUAGCAAUGCCUUUUGGUUUUUUUUAGCUUCUUUUGCAUAUGUUUUGUAAGCGACGAAAGAAUUUUUUUUUGUAUAAAAACAUGUCUUGUACCCUCCGCUUUUCUGCUGCUGUUUCUAUAGUUAACGUUGCAUCUUUAGGAUCAACCAGAAUAUUAAAAUUGUAUUAAGAGAGACUGGAUAUAAAGAGAGGAAUUCUCAGAUUCGGCUCGGAAAGCCACUAAAAGCGAAUGUAGCCACAGCAAGGGGAUGUUCUUCCUUGCCUGGCUUGUACCUUCCAUGAUAAAAAAACAAACAAACUCAUGUGCUGAAUUCACCAUCUCUUUGCUUCGGCCACUUCUGAUUUGGGAAAAGGAAGUUAAGCAGCAAAGCAAGUGGCAGGAGUGCCCCUGCUCCUCCCGGGAGGCGACCGAGGUGCUCUGCAAGGUUUGCUUUGUUCCCGGAGAUCUGCUGUGGGAGAGGAGGUGCCCCACGGCUGUCCCGGAGCUGCUGGGAGGGAGCAGGGGUGGAAGAGAUCCAGGGACUGGGGCACUUCCAGGCAAAGCGGAGCAGGAACACGGAUGCAUGAGGAAAGCCCGAGGUGGAGGGAAGCGCCCCUUCCCCACACGCCAGAGCUGUUGGAGGCACUUCCAGGAGCAGCGCUGAACAAAGACCAAGUGAACAAAGCUGGAGCACUGGGAAGAGGUGGAGGCAGCAGCGGGAUGUGGGGCCAGGCAGCCCCGUAUCUGGGGCAGGAAGGGAGCAGUGACCUGGCUCACUCCAGCCCUGGGCAAGCCACGACCAGCAGCAGGAUCCCUUCUCCCUGCACUGGAGUCACCACCAUUGGAAGUGGAAAACGCUGCAGGCUCGGGGAGAGGAGCUUCACACUCCACUGUCACCUCCUGUCACAUCUCCAGGGCAUCCUUGGAGGCAAACUGAGCUCGGCAUGGGCUUCCCGUGGGGAUGUGAGUGGUAACUUCACCUGCCUGUGGGCUCCUCUCUCCGUGCUGGGAAGGAGGGAAGCGGGAGCACCCGCCCUGCACGACGUGCUCCAGCAGCCAAGCUGGGCCAGCCAUCCCUCACUCCCAAGGAUUCCCAGUGUUGCUCCAGCCGCUCCAGAGUGCUCAGCAGGAGGAAGAUCCCUGGCAGCCCCACUGGGUGCCCCGGAGGUGUGGAGCAAACGAAGAGGUGCUGGGCAGUGCUGAGCUGCAGCAGCCGUUCUGGAGAUGGCCACGGAAAAACAUCCACCGGGAAUUUACUCGUUUCUUCCCUCUCCUUCCCCUUCUGAAACAUUUUGUGCCUGGUUCUUCCCAGCUCUGCAGGCGGAUGGGGCAGUUCCCCAGGGAGUGUGACAUCUGGAAUGCUCUUGGACUGGGGCCACAGCUGCCCAGAUGUGCCUGGCAGAGCCCAGUCAGACAGGACAGUGCACGGGACACGGGUGCUGGCUGGGGGGGGACGUGGGGACAAUGAGGAUGGUUGGACCCCCCCUCUCCCCCACAGGGUCCAUCUCUCCCCUCUGCUGCUCCAGCCUUUGCUCCUGGGGAAGCUGUGCUGCUUUGGGAAAGGGAAGGACUGGCAAACAGGAUUGGGUCCCGGGCUUUGGCAUAACCUCCUGGUGCUCCUCUGUGCUCGUGGCUGCACUUUGUGCUCUGGCAAACCCUGCUGGAAGUGCUUAUCUCCCUCCUCACCUGGGCACUGUGGCCUCAGCUCCUGCAGCAUCUCUGAGAGGAGCCAGUCCAAGUGCCAGGGCAGCAUUGGGACUGUCCCUGCUGCCCCUGGCACUGCCUUGGGGCUCCACAGCAUCCAACCUUAGCUCUGAAGCUUUUGGGUGCUCCUGGCUUUCCCCAGCUUGCUGCUCCCACCAUUCCUUCUGUGUGGGGAGACCUGAGACCACAGCAGCCCCCAGCUGUGUCCCCAGGAAAGCCAGGAAAAGUCAGCAGUUCCAGCAGCCCAGGCUCUUCUUGCCUGUGUCAACAGACACAUUUCAGCCUAAUUAGCUUGCCAGGUUUAUGACACUUCACUCCUUUGGGUUCUUCUGGCUGCUGAAGCACAGGGCAGUGAGAUGGAUGAGGUUUCCCUCCAUGUGUGACACUCCUUGACUCCCGUUCAUGCUCUGGGGUACAAAUCUGGGGGCUCAGCACCUGCUUUUUGCAGCUGUGAGAGGUGGCUUCAUCCCGUGGAGAAUUCCUGCUCCAUGGGUGGGACAGUGAUGGGGCUGCAGGGCUUUCACUGCUCAGGGUUUUCAGCUGGCUCAGUGCCCCUGCCCCAGGAGUGGAAGGGAUGGAGCAGUGUCCCAGGACUGGGAGGGAUGGAACAGUGUCCCAGAUCUGGCAAGCCUGAAACCCUACAAAAAAAUUUAAAGUGCUUCCCAAACCCUUUGAUUUUGCCACAAGAAAUGAAGGUGGCAGUCACGGUCAACUGGAUUAAAGAGACUAGUCAGGAAAAAUCCAGGAACUCAACAAAAUUGGAAAUUUGAGAAGAUUUAUGAGUUAUUCAAAAUUUUGCUGAACUUCUUCAUCCUCUCCAAGUCCUGCAGGCCAGGGGGGAUUCCUGAUGAGCCAGAGCCUUUCCCACCAUCCCCAAACUCCCAGGCAUUGCAACAGAGAUGGGGCUUUUCAGCUGCAUUUCAGUGGUUGAGAUGCUGUUUUCUUGACAGCAAAUCCAGGCAACUUCCUUCCUUGGCAAGGCCUGGAUGAAGAUCCUUGAGCAUAAACCCUCGGAGCCAGGGUUUGGAGGAGAUCUUGGUUCCUCCAGCUCAAAAGCACAAUGUGGGGGUGGCACUGCUGUGCCAUCUCAAUGGCACAGCUUUGUGUGCCAGCCCAGUGUGGCCUCGGUGGCAUCUCUGCUUUCCAGGUGCUCACGGAGCAGUUGGGAGGUGCAGCAAGGAAAAAUUCCUUUGGCUUCCCAGUGUGUUUGGUUCGGUGUGAAUGUGGUGCCUGUAACCUGCCAGGGAAAGUGGCUUUUCUGAAAACGAGCACUAUCAGGUGCAGUCCCCAAAAUACCACCCUGAACUGUCACCCUGUAGCAGUGAAACUCUUUUCUUUAGGUGUCAUGGUCACUGAGGGACAGGUCAGGGCUGUGCUGGCAUUCCACUUGGGAUCUUACAGAUCCCCAAACCUGCUUCUCUGCCUGCCUUCAUGUCCCCCACACCCGUGGUGCUGCCAAGAGAGGUGUCCCAGGUGGGUGACAGACUGCAGGGUGCCAUUUAUUCAGUUUUCUGCUUCCUCUCCUUGCAUGCACAAGUGCUGCUAGGCCAUGUGCCCGUCCUUGUCGGGGGCCACAGAGCCCCCCCAAAGCUUCCAUCGUCAGAUAGGGAAUCAAGGGGCUGCCUUCCCCUCUGUGCAGCUUCUAGUUUCUCUUUUCCCAGGCUGCAUCCCAGUCAAGCAGCAGAACUGGGUUCCCAUCUGCCUUGGGACACUCCUUGUGUGGCAGGGACAGUCCUGGAGUGCAGUCCCGGGGUCCCCAGCCCCGGGGGUCUGCUCUGUUCCCCCCCCCAGCCAGCCCCCUGCCUCCCUACAUGAGCUGUUCAUGCCACGGUGCUGAGGAGUGUCUGGAAUCCAGUUUAUUAACAGGAAGAUUGCAGAUUUUUGUUCUUUCUCCCUUUCACCUGCUUUUGCCCCAGAGCAAAGGAGCUGCAGCCUCCCCGAGCCUUCACCUCCCUGGGCUCAUGCUGGGGCAGUGGUGUCAGCCUGCCUGCUCCUGCUGCUGCUGCUGCUGCUCACAGCCCAGGGAGCAGAAUUCCAGCUGUUUGCAGCCACCUCCCUGCCACGACCCCCCAGUCAGACCAACUCAUAGCAACUGCAGUUCCAGGGUCAGUGCAGAACCUGCUCUCGAAGGUCCUUUGUGUCCCCCCAGUGUCCCCACUGAAGCCAGCAGAACCUUUGGGCCCUAGGCCCUCACGGAGUGAUUCCUCACAUCCUCCCCUCAGCAGGUUGGGGGGCCUUGAGAAACAAGAGGCUUUGGAACCCCCAAGCCCUGCACCCCCUGAGCUUUGCUGCCCUUCCUGCAGCGCUGGCUAACCCAGAGCAAGCCAUGGCCACUGGACUCCCCCGUUCCUGCCCAACACCAGCAAUAGCAAGGCCUGUUUUCUGUCCCCCAAGCUUGCACAAGGUCUUUGCCCUGUUAAAUCCUAUGCAACCCCCUCUCCUCUCACCAGGACUCUCCAGAUCCCAGCCCAGCCCAUUCUCUCUGCUCUUCUCCCAUGACUGCUGAAUUCUCCCUCCCUGCUGCUCUCAGAGUCCAGCUUCAUUUCUAGCAGCUCCAAGAGCAUUCCAAGUCCUGUGCCCUGGAGCUGGGAGGGGGCAGAUGAGGGCUGAGACAGCAGGAACACCUCUUCCAAGUCAUUCUGUGGGAGCUGAGCACUGAAUUGGAGGGGGCAAGGCCUGGUGCUGGGGCCCCUCCACACCUCCUUCACCCUCCCGUGCCUUCUGCUCACUCCAUCCUUCAUCCCCCGUGCCCUGAAGGGAGAAGUUGAGUCCCACCGUGUUGCUGCCCAGACUGUUCUCUUAGCACCUGAACCUCAGGCUUGGCUUGGCCGCUCUCCCUUCAGCCCCCCAAGCCUGAAGGAGUGUUUCCCUGUCUCCCCUGCUCCUCAGUCUCUCCAGCCAGCACCUCUGAGCUGUUUCCCUUAGCAGUGGGGCAUCAGCUGGGGUGGAGGCAGGAGGAUUCGGGAGGUCAGUCCCAUGGCAUGGCUGCCUCUCCCUGCCUUUGGGGCAGGUGGGGGGGAUCUGGUGCUCUGUACUUGGAUUUUCAGGGCAAUUCAGCCCUUCCUGGGAGCCAGCACUGCCAUGCCUUGGCCUGCAGGACUCCCACAGGAGGCUGGGCUCCGGUUAGGAGGGUGGUGCAGGCUCCAGGUGUUCUGCCAAACCUUUUGUGCCCAUCCUGCAGCCUAGCCCAGGAGGCAGUCCUGCCAUGGCUCUCCAUGCUGGCAUUACUGUUCCCCUGGUUUUGUCCAUCUCCUGCUCCCUGGGGCUCUCAGUUCCCACCCUGGCCCAGCCAAGCACCUGCCAUGAUGGAGGGCAAACAGUUUGACGCUCACCCUGGUACAUCUCGGCUCAGCUGUGGCACCAGCACAGGAGAGCAAAGGGGUUUUUUGCUUCCAAACGGGAUGUUCUGGUACCAAGAGCAUCCCCAUGCCCUGCACCCCUGGGCUGUGCUUAGGGGAGCCGUGGUGCUCCUCGAGGCAGCAAGCUGGGACACCACAGGUGUGCCAUCCAUGUCUUCCCAAAUCACUUGAACCCACCAGCUGUGGAGCAAACCUUGUAACGUGGGGCCUCUUGGGCAGGGAAGGAGCCAGGGGAAGCCUUGCACCAGCCGUGGUUACUGUGCCAGGAGAGGGGAGAGGGGAAAGAGGCACCUGGAGAGGCAGGACAGGGAUGAUCCCAACCCCCUGCUGGGGAAUGACCCAUCGGGUGUGGAGGGUUCCAGCUCUUGGGAAUGACCUGUUGGGUGUGGAGGGCUCCAGCUGGGGAAACAAAGCAUUCCUGGGAUGCUCUUUCUCUAUAUUUUUGUAGGAUGGGGGGUGGGAGAGCAGAUGGGAGAUGCCUGCGGAAGUUGUUUAUUUUUAACCCUGGUUGGUUUUGGUUUUUGGCCUUUAAAAAAAAAAAAAAAUGGUCCUUGCUUUUGAUGUUUAUGCUGCCUACCUGUAAAUCCAGAUGUACUUAAGUGGCUGAAAUCCUUGUUCUUAAAUCAGAUACACAUUAUAGUUUUGAACUAUAUAUAUAGUAAAUAUAUAUAUAUAUAUGCCUAACCCAGCAAAAAAAAAAAAAAUAAAGUAUUUGGGGGUGGGAAAUGCGUUGCUCUUUGAAAUGAAUCACAAUUGGGGGAUGAAAUUGUGUUUCUGAGUGCCUCAAGAUAUGAAUUGUUUUCAUUUUUUUAAAUAAUUUUAUACAAGUGUCAAAACAGCUGGCUGGAUUAUUUGGAAUUUUUAAAUAAUCCUAACUUUUUUAAAGUAGAUUUUGAGAACUGUCCUGUAUAUAACAGUAAUGUAGCAAUAAAUGUGACAUUUUAUAACAAUA